Messenger RNA from Wallemia ichthyophaga EXF-994, 1569 nucleotides. RefSeq names its product Transcriptional activator SPT7. The transcript is spliced from 2 exons. The record is from RefSeq and is a predicted model, not a curated record. Gene Ontology annotation, molecular function: protein heterodimerization activity; structural molecule activity. Gene Ontology annotation, biological process: regulation of transcription by RNA polymerase II. Gene Ontology annotation, cellular component: SAGA complex; SLIK (SAGA-like) complex. Bases 1 to 1569 code for a protein of 522 amino acids. Lineage: Eukaryota; Fungi; Basidiomycota; Wallemiomycetes; Wallemiales; Wallemiaceae.
AUGUCUUCAACGAAAUAUUUGAAUAAGGAAUUGAGUUUAUUUGAAAUUGGCGUGGAUUAUAAGUCACUUAUUAGUAAAAUACGGCAGCUGUCGAAUGCAACGACAAGCCAGCAGCCAUCUAUAAACAACGAGUGGUUUGAAUUGCUUGAUAAGGUUAUCGACCAGCUCAAAUCAUCUUCCUCUUCUUUCGCCUUUAGAAAACCUGUUAGGAAAUUUGAAGCGCCUGACUAUCAUUUGGUUAUUACCCACCCAAUGGACCUGUCCACUAUAACCAAGAAGAUUAAGCAGCGCCAAUAUAAACACAAGCAACAAUUCAAAUCAGAUUUGGACUUGAUAUGGACUAAUUGCUUAGUGUACAAUACUGAUCCAAAUCACCCACUCAGAUCACAUGCUAUUCACUUGGAAACUAAGUCUUCUCAGUUAUUAGAGUUUAUUCCUGAUUCUCCAAACUCUUUAUUGCAGGAUGACGAUGUUGGCGCUGGCAGAUCACUCACUCCCUCUCAACCCAUCCACAAACGUCCCCACAAAAAGCGCAAAUUGGACAGCAACGCUGUGAUUAGAUCCGUUUCCCCUACACAUUCACCGACACCAUUCCCAACGACCACAUUAUCCAACCCUUUUUCAGAUUCAAUGGCUAUUUUACGCGGUAAUGAUAUGAGACAUAUCGAUCAAGACGAGAUAGAGCAGCCUUGGCAACUGUUUUUUACUCACGAGGAAGAUAGUACAAAUCAAGACAACACUUCCACUCCCAAGACUUGCUCACUUCUCAUCGACUCCCCAUCGUACAAAGAGAGCGUGCGGAAUGGCAUGCCAUGUGCACCACCCUCGCACACCUACUCCACUCCUUUCGUCAUCCCCCCACACAUGCCCUCAUCACUGCAGUCCUCCUUCAGCACGCAGCUGUCUCUGCUCACCAGUCUCAACAAGUCGUGCGACAAGGAGAGCGACGAUAUGGACAUAGACGGGAGUGGGAGUGAGGGAGGUGAAGGUGGCGAUAAGGGCGAGGGUGAGAGCGACAGCGACAGCUACAAAUGGGGUUCAUCAAUGCUAGACCCGCUUAGCAGCCAGCCCGGCACCCUCGAUGAUAAUGUGGCCGGCAGCGUGCUCCAUAAGGUCGCAGUGGCCACCGUUCUCCACACUGGGUUCACCUCUAGCACCACCACACCAGUCAGCCUCCUCACUCAUCUCUUGCACACAUACCUCGCUAAGCUGUGUGACACCCUCAAACACACUUGCGAGUUCUACGCUCACUCCCUCUCCCCUCACCAACUCAUCGGUCAUGCUCUCUCUUUGAAUGGCUCAUCUGUCGACGCUUUAGAGCAUUUCAUGAUUCAUUCUCUAGGCGAUAGCUAUACUAGCCGUUUGAGAAACUCUGUCGAUCAAGGUGAAUUUGACGGCAGUGGGGAAGAGAGUGAGGUGGAGGGUGGUGAGGAUGGCGAUGGUGAUGGUGAGGCUGAGGCUGAUGGUGAUGGUAAUGCUGAUGGUGAUGGUAAUGCUGAUGGUGAUGCUAACGCUAAUGCUGAUGCUAAUGCUAAUGCUGAUGCUAAUACCGAAGAUACCACGACGUAA